GGCAGAGUUCCAAAGAUUCCGUGACACGCUCCACCUUCUAAUUCUGCGAUGGCAACGGCAGACCAUUAGCUGCCACACAACAGCCAGUCCUAGCAGAGACUGAGCUACAGGCAGUGCCUUCAAUCUAGGCUUUGACAGUUUUAUCCUUGUUUGUCCAGAGAAGAACUUCCCAGUGUUGUCGGGCUGUGGAUCAGGAGUUUCACAUCACCCCUGUUGUCCUGCCGUGACACACCAUCAGCAUGGCAGGAUCCCACAGCCCUGCAUCAGAUCCCGUGGCAGAACUGAACGACCUCGAAUGCCAGCAAUUGCGAUCCCAGCUGGCAAAGAGCCAACAGGACUGCUGGGAGCUCCAGGAGAAGUUUCUCAUAGCUGAGGCUACAAACUUUGCCCUGGCCAUGGAGCUGAAAAAAUACAAUUGUGAGAAGUUUAAAAACAUCAUUGAGUCCAUACUGACCAAGAAGCUCCACUUGGAGGAGCCGCUGGCAGAGAAGCCCACGGUCCCAGAGCUGCUCAGGCAUUGCUGUGGCAUCCUUGAAGAUCAGGACCAAGAACUUUCCCAGUUACGUCCAAAGGUCCAAAGGGGGAGAAAUCUAGCCCACAUCCUGCAGCAGUACCUGAAGGACGUGCUCACCGUGCAUGACCCUGAGACCUGUACGGGGCAGGGCUUCCGACGACUGCUCACUGAGGCUGUCCGGCUGUCAGCGAGCCUUGAGGACCUGCUUGGAGCAGAAAAUAUUGAAGAGGAGGAAACACCAGCACAAGGACCUGUUGCUGACAGGGAGCUCUUGGAAGUGGAUGAAAUGGAAACCCCACAAAGUUCACAGCAGGAAACAUCUAUCACUGGUGCUGUUGACCACCUGCCGAGUGACUCCUGCCUGCCUGAGGGCACUGUGCAAAUGUCUCCUGAUGCUGAGGACACCCACGGUGUGCUAGGUGUAGAUGGGGAACACGCUUGUUCACACAAGAAAGAAGAACCUGUCACCGUUCUCCCAGAAAAUCAAUAUCACGAAGUGGAGGUACAAGAGCAAGUUGUCACACACACUUCCAGCAGGGAGCUCCCAGAGGAGCAAGAGCAGGAAGACCCAGAGGACUCGCUGGAUGAGUGCUACCUCACUCCCUUGAUUUCUCCAGUUGUUUCUGAGCUUGACCAUUCCACGUGGAGCAGCUGGUGCUCCCUGGAGCAGCAGGACAUGCUCUCUGCUCCAGAUGCAAAUGAAAAGGAAAAUGACAAUGAUGAAGUGGAAGUUGAAACACAAGCCCUGUCACACACCAGGUGGUCAGCAAGGAGCCUCCUCAAAUGGAAGACAUUGCAUCCUGUCUACACCGUUAGUAGUCAUUCUUCCCCAGAUAGGGACAAAGUUGUGGGUUGCCCCUUGUUCGGCCCAGCCUCUUCUGGAAGCCUCCUCUUUGGAACAGCUUGGAAAGCGGCUUUCUGUUCCCUUUAUGAUUCUCACCCACCUUUCCCUCCCUCCAGUCUCAUCAGGGAGAUUCCAGAGAUUGAAGAUCAAGAUGUCUCACAAGACUCUCACGAAAAUCAAUAUCAUGGAGUGGAGGUACAAGAGCAAGUUGUCACAUACACGUCCAGCCUCAUCAGGGAGAUUCCAGAGAUUGAAGAUCAAGAUGUCUCACAAGACUCUCACGAACUGAGUUUUGUGGCUGCUGCUGAGAGGAAGACCCGUUCCCAGCUGGAGGGAGGUCCUCACAAAGAUCCCAUCACCAGCAAGUGUGAGAGGCAUAGCAUCAGCCCCAGCGAUGUCCCAAGUACCCCAAAAGAAAAUGUUAUCAAAGGAAAAUGGAAGCCCAGGAAAUGCAAACUGGCCUGCCAGUUCCCCGGCCUGGAGAUGAAGGGAAAACCACAGCCCACAGAGAGGAAAAUCAUGUGCCAAUUUCCUGGCCAGGAGAUGAAGGGAAAACCACAGACCAACAUAUGGGCAUUGACCUUCAGAUUCCUGGGCCUUCACGCCUAGACAGAGAUCCCAAGUACAGUUGGAAGGACAGAACAGUAUUGCUGAUUGUAACAUCCCCACCUCUUCCAAACAUCUACCACAGGAGCUCCGCUUCAACAGCAACCAGAACACCAAGAACGCAAUUUCAACACCAUGAACUGCCCUCGGCUAUUUUCAUCCACUAGGCUGCUUCCCUGAGAGCUGGCACAGUCUUCCACCUCCAAUCCACGUGAACACCUAAGGAGACCCAGGCCUGACUCCACAGCUGCUCUGGAGAGAACACCACCUGGCUCCUCUCCAACUGCCUCCUGUAGAGAUCUGAGGUCAGGAGGAGCUGGAAGCACACAGCACAGGACCCUGGGCACACACUGCCUUUGGAUGGGGUGAGCUUGGUGUGGGCAGUGUCAGAGACACAGCGCCCUGCGCACAAGGCUGCAUGUGAGCAGAGGAGAGGAUCGGACUCUGCAGGACGUGGACCCUGACCCAGACAGCUGGCCCUCUCCUUCACACUGCCAACGUUCUGCAUAGAGGACAGCAGGAGGAGGAGACUUUGGGGCUCAAAAGGACAGGAAGGGUCUCUUUCCUCCUUUUGAACCCCAACCAUCUCCCCCUUCUGCUGUCUUCCAUGAUGGGAACGCUGACUGUGUGAAGGCACAGGCCAGGUGUCUGGCUCGGGGUCUGCUUCCUGAGGAUCUCUGAUGCUUUCCUCAAUUUUACACUCAGCCUCACUCUUUGGCCAAGCACCCGAUGCAGGGAGUGCUGUGUGCUCCCUCCCACAUCCCCGCAGGAGGCAGAGAACAUCUUGUGUGCCCAUCAGGUCCCCUGACCCUGGCAUCGGUCAGUGGGUGAAAGCUGUCUGUUUAUCUGUACAUCCUAAAGAUGUGCUCCUUCCUCUGUAUCCUAACAACUGUGGAGAGGGUGACCCCUCAGAGCCUGAGCAAAAAGGGAGUGAGCAGCAGCCUGGCAGAGGUCCAGUCAUCAACCCAGGAGGCAGCCGUGGAUGGGCGUGAUAACAGCAAGUUCAUGGUGAUGAAUGCAGCAGUGUGGCCGGGAGGGCCCAGGUGGGUGAGGUGGACUGAGCCUGCAUCAAGGAACCGGACACCUCUCUGAACACUCCUCUCUCCAUGUCCAGAGUCAGGCAGUGCAGAUGCGGGCAGGACCUCGUCACGAGGACGCUCAUCUCUUACAGCUGCUGGUCCUGCCAACUCCACUCAGUGUUGCAGGAGAACUGGGGGCUCCUGAUGCAGGACGUGGGCCAAGGCAUCCAGAGCCCCAGCAAACAGCAAGGCCGUGUUCCUGCCGGCCUGAGGCAGCUGCAGGAUGAGGAGGGGCCAUAUGCCUGCCCCCAGCCCGACGUGGAAAACCGAGUCCUCGCAGAUUCUGGACACCCACUGCUUAGUAGGUGUUCCUGGUCCAAGAACAAACUGAGCCAAUGGCACCGCUGCCCUGUGGUGGACCUGUUUCUCACAGCUACCAUUCUUGCUUCCACUGUCUGUCAUGGCUGUGAUGACACAAUUGUUUUCCUUUCAUGAAAAUUGGGAUCCUAGGGAGGGAAUUAUGUUUCCACCUGAGUGUGCCUCCUCUCAGUGUAACAGCUGCCUUAGACACCCUGUCAGCACAUCUUGGGCUCC
Messenger RNA from Oryctolagus cuniculus (rabbit), 3577 nucleotides. Lineage: Eukaryota; Metazoa; Chordata; Mammalia; Lagomorpha; Leporidae. The record is from RefSeq and is a predicted model, not a curated record.